AUGAGAGUUUUCAAACGCGCGGCCGACCAGUCGGCGGCUGCAGUUGGCGAGAAACUUCGUCGCGGCCGCACCGACAUCAAAUCGGCAGCUGAGGCGAUAGAGGGCUUUAAAGUAUGGACUGCGAACGCCCCUGCGGUUCGAGCGGACCCUGAACUAUCUUUUGCACUCUGCGUCGUCCUCCCCGAAUCAAAUGACUCCACGUUACACGUGAAGCAAAUUGAUCCGCCGGCUUCAGGACAGGACGAUGAGCCCUUUACUAUCGACAUCGAGGAGGCAUUCAACGCCAAUGCAGGCCUCGAAGUCAGCAAGUUCCCCGACCUCGGAAUGCUGCCUCACAAAAACUGCGCCGCCGUCCUGGCGUUUCUGAAAGAUCGCUACAUGCACGACUAUAUUUAUACGACUGCGGAUCCUCUUCUCGUGGCGAUCAACCCGUUCAAGGAUUUGAAAAACACAACGAAGGAGUGGCUGGACCAGUACCACACUGCGGCGGAUGUCGAGAAGCUCGCACCGCACGUCUUCCAAGUAGCCCGCAGGGCUCUCGAGCGACUCUCUCAAUUCCGGGAGAGUCAAACCAUCAUUGUCAGCGGGGAGUCGGGAGCAGGCAAGACUGAGGCCACGAAGCAGAUCAUGUCUUUCUUUGCCGCUGGAUCCAUCGGCAGUGAUGAUCGCAUUCAGAAUGCUGUCAUGGCCGCCAACCCCGUUCUGGAGGCGUUUGGCAACGCGAAAACCGUUCGCAACAACAACUCGAGUCGCUUUGGCCGCUUCAUGCAGUUCCAGCUGGGCGAGUACGGGGGGAUUCAGUUCGGCUCAAUCCGUAACUUCUUGCUAGAGAAAGUCCGAGUGACAAGCCAGGAACAGGAUGAGAGAUCCUACCACAUCUUCUACCAGCUGAUCAAGGGCGCGACGCCGGCGCAACGCAGCAACCUCGGCCUGCUCAAGCUCGAGGACUACGCGUACUUGACUAAAAGCGGAGGCUGCUGGGACUGCCCCGGGGUAGACGACGUAGCGUCGUUCAAGGAAGUGAAUCGGAGCUUCCAUGCCAUGGGGCUAACUGUGGAAGAAAUCGAGAGCAUCUGGUCCGCACUCUCAGGCGUUCUGCUGCUGGGGAAUGUGAACCUGGAGGCUCGGGAGAGCGCGGGCGAAGCGGAGGCUGCGGCAUUCUCUGCAGGCGCCGAAGCGACCCUCGAACGGUGCUGCAAGCUGCUCUGCGUCGAUUCCCGAGCGCUUCAGAAGGAACUCCGCUUUCGCGUCAAACUCAUCGGCGAUCAGGAGAUCGAGUCUCCGAACAGACUGACGGACGCACUCAUCAUCCGCGAUUCACUCGCGAAAGCGGUGUACGAGAAGCUUUUCGACUGGCUGGUUUGUCGUCUAAACUCGACGAUUGAACCGCCCCAAGGAUUCACCAUUUUCAUGGGAAUGUUGGAUAUUUUCGGUUUCGAGAUGUUCGAGCACAACUCCCUGGAGCAGCUCCUCAUCAAUAUCACCAACGAACAACUCCAGAGGAACUUCAUUAAGAUCGUCUUUGCCCGGGAGACAAAGCUCUACCGAGACGAAGGCAUUGGCAACGUGAAGAUCACUUGGACCGACAAUGAGGGCGUGAUAAAUGUUCUUUGCGGGAAAACAAACUCCGUUCUCUCCAUUCUGGAAGACAAAAGUCUCGCUCCCGGAGGCACAGACGAGGCCAUCGUCACGUCGAUGAACAAAGCGAUGGGAAGUCUCGACGAGUGGAAGCCGGGCAGAAAGAAUAUUCGAAUGUGCUUCAUUGUUUGCCACACAGUUGCCGACAUCCAGUACAACGCCACUGGCUUCAUUCAGAAGAACAAAGACCUCCUCAAGCCCGAGCUGUGUGCCCUCCUGCAGGCUUCUCCGAAUAGCGUGAUGAGCGCUCUGUUUGCAGGCGUCGUCGUGGAAAAGGGGAAGAUCGCGAAAGGGCAACUUCUCGCGUCGCAGUUCAUGCGGUCUCUGAACUCGUUGAUGGAGAUCAUAUCGAGCACCGGCUCCCACUUUAUCCGCUGCCUCAAGCCAAACGAAACGAAGAAGCCGCACGACUGGUUGAAUGGGAAGGUUCUUGCGCAGCUUUUCUCUCUCUCGAUCUUGGAAGCCCUCCAGCUGAGGAAUCUCGCCUACUCCUACAGGAGGCCCUUUGCGGAGUUUGUGGCUCAGUUUGAACAGUUGGACAUCACCAUUACGAAGAAGCCAGGGGACGCGCGCGAGAAAUCAAAGAUGAUCCUUGCUCGAGCGCGACUGAGUCAAGACCGAUGGACGCUUGGAAAAACAAUGGUGUUUUUGAAGGCCGACGCGGUUCGAGAGCUAACACAGAGAAUGAGAGCCAUGGUGGCGGCGUGGGAGCCUCUCGUCCGCAUUGUGGAGGCUUGCCAGCGCCGAAUCCUACAUUACCAGGGCAUCCACCGCAAUAUGAAACUUCUGGUUCGUAUCCAAGCCCAGGUUCGCAAGGCGCACACCAUCAUGGAAGGAGCCUAG
Messenger RNA from Besnoitia besnoiti, 2481 nucleotides. Its product is annotated as myosin E. The transcript is spliced from 17 exons. Gene Ontology annotation, cellular component: myosin complex; cytoplasm; actin cytoskeleton. Gene Ontology annotation, molecular function: actin filament binding; microfilament motor activity; ATP binding. Lineage: Eukaryota; Apicomplexa; Conoidasida; Eucoccidiorida; Sarcocystidae. Bases 1 to 2481 code for a protein of 826 amino acids. Gene Ontology annotation, biological process: actin filament organization; vesicle transport along actin filament. The record is from RefSeq and is a predicted model, not a curated record.